AUCUGAUUAUUAAAAAGGAAUUCACAUUACAAAACCUUUUUGGAAAUGCUGACCUGUACUCCACACUAAUCCAUCUCCCUCCUUCAUACUUUUAUAUACACACACACACGCUUUGUAAAUGUAUAUGUACGUACCAAGAACUCCCUUUUUUCUUCACCCUUGUUAAGUUUUUUGGUAACUAAUCAGAAAAGGAAAAAAAAAUAAAAUGGCUCUCUUCCUUCCUUUCAUCUUCUUGCUUUUCUCAUCUGCUACUGCUUGUGAUCGCUGUGUCCACCAAUCCAAGGCAGCGUUUUUCUCUAAAGCCUCCGCACUUUCAUCUGGGGCAUGUGGGUAUGGUUCUCUGGCAUUAGGGUUAGGGGGAGGACACCUAGCAGCUGGCGUUCCUUCUCUUUUCAAGGAUGGUGCUGGUUGUGGUGCGUGUUUUGAGAUAAGAUGCAAGAACAAAACUCUGUGCAGUAGCAAAGGCACCACAGUGACUUUGACUGACCUUAAUCGCAGCAACCAAACAGAUUUUGUGCUCAGUAGCAGAGCUUUCAUGGCCAUGGCUAACAAUGGCAUGGGCAAAGACAUUUUGAAACUUGGCAUUGUUGACGUGGAAUAUAAGAGGGUACCCUGCAACUACAAGAAACAGAACUUGGCAGUGAGAGUUGAAGACUCAAGCCAAAAACCACAUUACUUGGCCAUCAAAUUGCUCUAUCAAGGUGGGCAGACAGAAAUUGUUGCAAUGGAUAUCGCUCAGGUUGGAUCCUCAAAUUGGAGUUUCAUGAGCAGGAACUUUGGGGCAGUGUGGGACACAAGCAGAGUACCAAGUGGUGCAUUGCAAUUCAGGUUUGUGAUAACAGCUGGGUUUGAUGGGAAGUGGAUAUGGGCAGAGCAUGUGCUGCCUGCUGAUUGGAAAAAUGGAGAAAUUUAUGACACAGGAGUUCAAAUUACUGAUAUUGCCAAAGAGGGUUGCUCACCUUGCGAUGAUGGUACUUGGUAAAUUUGUAAUUCCCAAUUGCGGCCAUACAUAAGUUAAUAUGUAUACAAAUAUAGGGUUUUGAUUUUUAUUAGGUUUAAAAAUAUGUAUACGAAGCAAAUAAUGUUAUAGAGACAUUUAGAUGACGAUGAGGGUAUAGUUUCUUUUUCUUUUGUUGUUCAAGUGUAAUUUUGUAUUGUUUGUAGUCAUUUUUUUCCAAUUUGUAACCUACCGACGUUGUUCGUUUCUAACCAUAUUUGUUUGUCUACAAUUCAAUAAAGAAUAUCGGUAUGCCCUCUCUUUCA
Messenger RNA from Carica papaya (papaya), 1263 nucleotides. RefSeq names its product expansin-like A2. The record is from RefSeq and is a predicted model, not a curated record. Gene Ontology annotation, cellular component: plasmodesma; plant-type cell wall; extracellular region. Gene Ontology annotation, biological process: sexual reproduction. NCBI's taxonomy places the organism in Eukaryota, Viridiplantae, Streptophyta, Magnoliopsida, Brassicales, Caricaceae.